Molecule: messenger RNA, 1615 nt
Organism: Ostrea edulis (European flat oyster)
Lineage: Eukaryota; Metazoa; Mollusca; Bivalvia; Ostreida; Ostreidae
Product: G-protein coupled receptor Mth-like
Exons: 1
Coding region: 29-1204 (391 amino acids)
Biological process (GO): cell surface receptor signaling pathway; G protein-coupled receptor signaling pathway
Cellular component (GO): membrane
Molecular function (GO): G protein-coupled receptor activity
Source: RefSeq, a predicted model, not a curated record
UACUCAGUCAUGGUAUUUACCUAGUCGCAUGGAACUGGCAAAUUCCCAAUCGGAAUGCAUGGCCCAUAAAUAUCGAUCCAAGGGGCAUCUGCAUUCAUUUAAAGUUAACAAAUUAUUAAUGUGUCCACAGAUACAACUAGAAAGCAAUGAAUUUACCUGGUCAGAAUCGCAUUUACAAAUUUCAAUACCAGCAAUUAGACGAAGCUUUUUCAUUAAUGAGUUCACGAGAAGCCAAAACAGUACCGUCCGAAUUUGUUCAGAUUCAUUCAAGGAUGUCUCUGAAUCAUCUGCAUUGACGGAAACAAUUUUAAACGUGACAACAUUUAUUUGCACCAUUAUUUCACUUGUUUGUUUGUUUCUAACCUUUUUGAUAUAUUGCAUUUUACCGGUUUUACGAACUCUUCCAGGCAAAAACAUUAUGUGUUUCUCGUUCUCUCUUUUCUUUGCCCAGUUGACGGUUUUGAUUCGCUCUCACAUUAAAGAUAGAAUUGUAUGCGCGUUUCUUGGUGGUCUCACUCAUUAUUUUUGGGUAUCUGUGUUUAUCUGUACAAAUAUCUGUUGUUUUCAAAUGUUUAAAUUGUUUGUUAGUUAUUCAUUGGUCCAAAAUGAUAAAUCUAAAGAAAGGAAUGCAGUUAUUCGGUACUGUUCUAUUUCCUAUGGUCUACCAAUACUACCAAUAGUCCUUAAUAAAAUCCUUGAGCAUUUUCUAACAAACGGUGAUGAAUUCGGAUAUGGAGGAAGCAGGUGCUUUCUCUUAAGUCCUUUAGCUUUACUUCUGACAUUUAUCAUUCCCACCACUAUUCAAAUCAUAUUUAAUAUUGUCAUGUUUUCCGUAACUUUCCACUACAUACGCAAUACCCCCAAAGUGCAAAGUUCUCAGCACAGGAACGAAUUUUCUAUUUUCUUAAAACUGUUUUUGUUGACUGGAAUAUCCUGGAUUUUAAUGAUUGUGGACGGAUUUUUCGAAAUAUCUCCAUUUACAUUCCUGGCCACAGUCGUGAAUGGAUCCCAAGGUUUAUUUCUAUUUAUAUCAUACAUUUGCAACAAGAAAGUUCGAUGUGCGCUGAAGAAGAAAUUGUUUAAGUCUCCACUGAAAGAAGCCUCAAGUAGCAUGUCGACGUUUUUACACCCAGACUGUAAGAAAAGUUCUGUAUACUCUAAUAUCACUGACACGACGGAAACGCUCCAGUCCACGAAGAUGUAGGAUUUUUUUUAUGUACAGGCCGCGCAAGAGCGCAGUCUGUUCCGAUAGGUGUUUUCAAACUGUACAUGUGAUUCUGCAGAAUUGAUAUGAUUGAUGUGAAUGUUGUGGUUUUUUUUUUAAAUAUCUCCAAAAUUGAUGUAAUACAUACUUAUUGUUAAUGUUAGCCUUUGAAUUGUAUAAUCUCUAGAAAUUGUAAUAAAUUGUAAUAAAUAUUACAGUUGUCAAUUUGUACUGUGUUUGUUUCGGGUUCAAUUUAUUCAAGUGUAAAUCGUCUGGAAUUCCAGCAUUUACACAUUUUAGAGAAUCAAAACAAAAAGGCUUGCGAAGAGAAGUGGAUGUAGGCGAUGCCUUUCCACUUCUUUAAAGAGUUCGGGCGAGUGCAAAAGGAAUUUUAAAUUGCUAAUGAUUGAU